AUGUUGAAGCUCAUCAGAACCUUUAAGACUAAAACAAGUCCUUUAGUGAUUUCUGAAGAAAUUAAACAAGCAUUGAAUGAUAAGAAACCAAUUGUCUCGUUGGAAUCAACCAUUUUAACCCAUGGAUUUCCUUAUCCAGAAAAUUUAUCACUUGGUUUAGAAUUCGAAGAUAUCGUAAGAUCAAAUGGUGGAGUUCCUGCUACAAUUGCUUUCAUAAAAGGUGUCCCUCAUGUUGGUUUAUCAUCUGACCAAAUAAGCUAUUUGACUGAAAAUUGUAAAUCGGCUGUUAAAGUAAGUAGAAGAGAUAUUGGUCAUGUUAUGGCUAAUAAAUUGAAUGGAGCUACUACAAUUGCAUCAACCAGUAUUUUAUCAUCAUUAGCUGGGAUCUCUGUUUUUGGUACCGGAGGUUUAGGUGGAGUUCAUAGAGAAGGUCAAAUCACCAUGGAUAUUUCCAAUGAUUUAGUUGAAUUGGGAAGAAAUCCUAUUACUGUCGUAUGUGCUGGACCAAAAUCUAUUCUUGAUAUUGGUUUAACUAUGGAAUAUUUAGAAACCCAGGGUGUUUAUGUUACAACAUACAAUGACGAUGGCUCAGAUAAAGUUGAAAUACCAGGGUUUUAUGCAAGAAAAUCCGGUGUUAAAUCCCCAAAUCAAUUCACCGAUUUCAAGGAUGUAGCUGAUGUCAUUUAUAACCAACAAUUACUUGGUUUAGAAUCAGGUAAUCUUGUUUGUAUCCCUCCACCAAAGGACAUUGCCAUGGAUUCAGAUUUCAUCAAUAAGAUCAUUGAAGAUGCUAAUGAAGAAGCUAAGGAGAAGGGUAUUAAAGGUAAAGAUAUCACCCCAUUUUUGUUGUUGAAGAUUGGAGAAAUGACCAAAGGACAAUCAUUGGUUUCUAAUAGAGAGUUUGUCAAGAACAAUAUCAAAUAUGCAACAGAGAUUGCAAAGAACUUGUCAUCCUUGGAAUAUUCAUCAUUGCAACCAGUAGAUUUGUGCAGACAGUCAGAAAUCCCCACUGACGAAAAGGUGGUCGAAACAGAAAGUGUUACUAAGGAAGUAGACACUAUAGUGGUGGGAUCGGUGGCUCUUGACACGAUAAGCAAACUAGACACUUAUCACAUGAACGAUUCCAAUCCUGGUAGCACUAGAACAUCAAUCGGAGGUGUGGGACACAAUGUCUCUUUGGCUACUCAUUAUACUGGGGGUAAAAUACGAUUUGUCUCUAUUAUAGGAGAUGAUCUUACAGGUAAAUCCUUGAAGAACAUGAUCGAGGUCGACAACACCUUAUUUGAAAAACCAGGAUCAACUGCCAGUUACACUUCCAUUCAUGAUACUACAGGUGAAUUGGUAAUUGCUUGUGCCGACAUGAAGAUCAUAGAAACUGAUUUCUCCCAUGAUAUUAUACAGGAAUUGGAUAGAUACAAGCCUAAGAAUGUUGUUUUGGAUUGUAACCUUUCUGUUGAUACCUUGCAAAAGAUUAUAAACCAUGCGUCUUGCAAUUUAGUAAUCGAACCCACAUCAGUGGUCAAGUCCAAAAGAAUAGGAGAGCUUAAACUUAAUGUUCAUGAGUCAAUUGAAUUGAUCACCCCCACCAUAAAUGAGUUGGAAUCUAUCUACGAAACCCUUGAAUCACGAGAAAUGUUUGAUGACGAAUGGUUUGAAAUCAUUGAUAGUCUUGAACUUUAUAGAAUCAGAGAUAUACUUCAAGGUGGUAUGAUCAAAAAGUUAUAUGAUCAAGGUAUUGUUCAAAAGGCUUUUAAAUUGAUUCCUUUCUUCAACAAUAUUGUGAUCAAAUUAGGGAAAGAAGGGGUUCUAUGUAUCGGUAAUACCCAAUCAAAAUUUCUCCAAACCAAAUCACAAUUCCCAUUUUACAUUGAAUACCACCCAAUCCCAGAGCAGAAUGAAAAUUUACAAAUUGUGAAUGUCACCGGUGCUGGAGAUACAUUCCUUGGUGCUUUAAUGUCCAACUUGCAUCUCCCUUUGAAGGAAGCCAUCCAUAAAUCUCAAUUGUGUAGUGGAUUAUCUAUUACAUCUGAGGAUGCGAUAAAUUCUCAAAUCAGAGAUGUUUAA
Molecule: messenger RNA, 2064 nt
Organism: Yamadazyma jaroonii
Lineage: Eukaryota; Fungi; Ascomycota; Pichiomycetes; Serinales; Debaryomycetaceae
Source: the annotation of a GenBank genome assembly